This is a messenger RNA of Sardina pilchardus (European sardine), 5567 nucleotides long. RefSeq names its product tumor protein p53-inducible nuclear protein 2 (gene tp53inp2b). The record is from RefSeq and is a predicted model, not a curated record. Bases 548 to 1555 code for a protein of 335 amino acids. Lineage: Eukaryota; Metazoa; Chordata; Actinopteri; Clupeiformes; Clupeidae. Gene Ontology annotation, biological process: positive regulation of DNA-templated transcription; autophagosome assembly. Gene Ontology annotation, cellular component: nucleus; autophagosome. The transcript is spliced from 4 exons.
UUUGUACGUUCUAUAUUCUGAUCCGAGGAUCAGCUGGGCGCAGCAAUAACAUUAGGAAAUAUCUGCAGAAACUCGUUUUUAAAGGCAGAUAUUGUAAUCUUAAACAUCAGUGUAAACGCAAUUUUACACGUUGCACUUCUUCUAAGAAGAAUACCUUUUUAUUUUAUUAUAGUGUUAUAACUACCUCAUAUUAAGCUACCUAAAGCUAUGCUUUAAGAUUUUACUGUCAUUUUUACUGUUUGCUCAUCACGUUUACAACUUGAAUAAUACCGCAAGGGCAGGCCUUUGCAUCGAUACCAAGUAAAACCUUAAACUUCAAAAGCCCUUUGGCCCAUUUGGGAAUCUUGUGUCAACAAGGGCUUGAAUCAGAAGAGGCCAACACAGCAUUUUCACAGCUUCUGUCUUUAUUUUGACCUUCAACCUGUUAACCUAAAGACUUGAGGAAAAUAAGAAAUAUAUAAAAAAAAAAAAUACAAAGGCAGCUUUCUCUCAGGAUCGUGUUCACGUCGACCCACGUCACCACUUUGCUGCCCUCUACUGGACGGUGAUGUUCCAGCGGCUCAGCAGCCUGUUCUUUGGAGAGGUAGAAGAUGUGUCUGCCGAACUCAAGGGACCCAAUCCAUGUGUGAGCGACGCCGAUGAGGAGGGAUGGCUCAUGGUCAGCCUGCCAGAGAAUGACGAGCGCGUGAUGCUGGGGGAGGGUGGAGCCGAGGCGCCCUCGAUAGCACAGUCCCUGCCCAACAGUGAGUGUCUGAGGGCCGGGUCGGAGCAUGACCCCGUGACCCCCCUCCCCGCUCCCUGCGGCCCGUCCCAGCUGCCUAGCGGCGGUCGCCGCAGGACUAAGGCUAGCAGGGCGCGAGUGGCGGCCCUUCCCUCCCCUCUCCAGCCGAACCCCACCGCCACUGCCUCCUCCUCCUCUCCUUCCUCUUCCUCCUCUCCCAUUUGCCAUGCCCCCUCCUCCUCCUCCUCCUCCUCGGCCGGGUUAGUAGGUGUGAGUGGUGCGCUGCCCAGCUCCGCCCACCGCCCCCGUGGCUCUGCGCCCGUGUCGCCUGGCUCCUGGAGCGACUGCAGCGGCGGCAGCAGCGGUGGGCUGGAGCGCUGCGCUAUGGACGAGAGCUGGUUUGUCACCCCUCCCCCCUGUUUCACUGCAGAGGGAGCCACGGCCGAGACUAGCCCCAUGGAGGACCUGCUCAUCGAGCACCCCAGCAUGUCCGUCUACGUCUCCCCCGGAAACCUGUCCAUGGUGGACGAGAGCUCCGCCAGCCUAGCAGGCAGCGUCAGCAGGAUGGCGGAGUCGGCUUCAGCGGCUCUCCCUGCCCCCCGGACCAAUCUGCCCCCGCGGGUGACUCGAGGGGCGGCUGCCCAGGCCGGCGCGCUGGCCAAGGUGAGCCAGGUGUCCCGCGUGCAGCGCUCCAAGGCCCGCGUGGAGCGCCGCCAGCUGGCCCGCAACCGUGUCCAGCGCCAGAACCGCACCCGCGAGCAGUUGCCCCGCCACGCCGCGCAUGCCCGCAAGAGCUUCCUGCACCAGCCGUGCCAGCGCAACAUCUGCCACUAAGGGGGGAGGAGGGGGGCAGAUGUCGAUGUCGGGGGCACCCCCCCACCCCCACUCGACACAGCGGAGGAGUGGAGCCGCUUACUCAGAGGGCAUUAUCACCCCCCCCUCCUGCUCCUCCUGCCCAGCCUAGAUCCUUUACCCCUUAGCCCAUAGAUAGCCUACAUUACCCACUCAUUCACUGGUAGAGCCUGCACAUAGUCCUUCUUCUAUAGGUAUAAUCUUUAUUAUGUAUCGUCUGUGUUGUUUCAAGAUGAAUUUGUGUGAGCAGUAGCCGUUACCGUCCACAUAACGACGUAACGUGGUAUCGAGCAGUCGCCCCACCACCCGCCCCUUCAGAUUUCACACUUUUAACUUUUUUGUUUUUUGCUCCCAUCACACCAUGCUGUGGGAUAGUUGUUAAGCCUCCUCAACGCUCAUAAUGAUGUCAAAAGCAAGCUUCGCUCAUCUUUGCCUAGUGUCAGUCUCACCCACCCUAAGUAGUCGGACUGCAGGCGAGUCGCUUAAGGAUACAGAAGAAGAAAAGAUGUUUUAGAUGCACUGUCUCUUUACUCCACAUAAGGCAGCCUUCUUGCUGAGCAUACCUCAUGCAAGGUCAACAUAAUCACUCAUCAUGCAUUUUUCAUAGGUGACAUGUAGUUACGUUAAUGCAUAUAUUCACCUGAAGAUGUUCCCCUGUGGAAUUGAACCUAUGAUAUUGGUGUUGAUGUCACCAAGUAACGUUCGACAGAGAGGGAGUGUGGAUGGGCAAAUGUUCUCCAUGGAAAAUCUCACAUCCUUUAUUUGCUUUUUAAAUGUAUGAUUUGGAACGUUGAGGUCUCCAUUUUACUCAUUUGUUUCUCAACUGAAGGGUUAAGGAUACCAAGGUGAUGUGUGGUUAAAAGGCUGACCACCUCCUCGAGGAAUGUCAUGCACAUGUCGCAUUUCACAGUUGACAUGGAACGACAUGGCCAAGAAUCUUAUUUGAUUAAAAUGUCGUAACUUGUGCAAAGACAGAGGAGAGGUCAGCUCUUAUAGCCAACUCACAGAGAGGGCAAAAAGCAUGUAGAGGAAGGUGAGUGGGGGGAUGAAACAGACUAAAGAUGUCUCAAUGAUGUUAGGUGGUCGAAUAGGGAGGACAGAGUUGAGGGGGAGUAGUGACAGGUAUUGGUAAGUCAUGUAGCCUAAGUCUUUAUGCAGUAGAUGGCUUAAAUGCUAUCCUCACACUUGCACACAUUCUCAUCAGCACAAUAGCAGAAUGUCACUUGCAAGAGGCAGUGCCAUAACACAAGGGGACUUAUCCUUACAAUAACAUUUUACGUUGAAUGUAUGGAAUUGCAAUGUCCUCUGUGUUAAGAUAUCAUUCACCAGAGUAUAGUUAAGCCAGAUGCUGCGACAGGUUACGGGGUGUGGUGGAGAUAUGAAGGUCAGGAAUGGUAUUGAGGGUGACACUUUAUUUUGUUUGAUUUAAUUUGACAUCUUAUCAUAUGUUGGCUUUAGGGCCUUUAAACCAUGGAUACUUGUGCCCAUCCUGCCCCCUAGCUGUUGAAACGUGCAUGUGCAGUGCAGACAGGCUUUUCCUUUGUUGAAACAGAGAUCAAGGUGUAUUCUGCUUUUAUAUGGAGAACAUUCCCCUGCUCAACACCUUCAGUCUGGCUCGGCCCAAAGAGUUCCCUGUCUUUAUUUGUCUGCAUAGAAAAACAAACACUCAAAAUCAAGAGAACUGAGGUUGUAUCUUUCAAGACAAUGUUAUGAACAAUAUAGUAAUGGCAUCACUAUUCUUAAGAAAAACAUCUUUUGUCUUGACUGAAGACAUCGGAAUUGUAUGCUUGUGUUCAUGUUUAUCCAUGCAUUACCUCGAUGUUACACCUGAACUGUGGGGGCCUUACAGUUUUUGCGUGUGUUCGCGUGUAGCUAUACUCCGGCCGGUCUCUGUGCUCGUCAGUGGUUGCAGGGUGUAUGGGUGCAUUGUGGGUAAAGAGAUCAACCUCCCCAUAGAAACCCAUUCUGACUGAUGUCAUCUCCUCUCCACCAUCCAUCAGUGUUACGUAUCCCCCUCUCUCCCUGUGUCCCUACUUAGCAGGCUCUGUGGAACAGUGUCCACCACCUUGUGAGCUACCGUUCAUGUACGUUUAAUAACUAUUAGACUAAUAAUAAUGGUGCUGAAGUAUAUGAAUAUAUAUACUAAAACUUUGUAAAUUAUUCAAGACUUGGAUGUAAGUUUGCACUGUCUAACAAUUGUAUGGUGAGUCCAACAUUUUAGGUGUGUGUUGCGUGCUGAAUGUGUUUGUGUUUUGUAUGGGCUGUUAAGACCUAUGAGUGAGAGAGGGUAUGCUGAAAUGCACGACUUUAAAAAAAAAAAAAGUUAAGCUAUAGUAAUUUAUUUUUCACGUCAAUGUAAAUAAUUCACCGCUUCAUACAGUUCAAUGUCAUUGCUGUCUUUGUUCUGACUGCUCACAUUUCCCAUGAUUUGUCACCGAAGUAUGUCACAAAAUUUGUAAUUCAAGCCUUCUUGGUGCAGACCAGAUGUAUUCACUCUGGCAUUAUAUAGCCUACUUAUCCAUUCUGAGUGUGGUAUGAAGUUACUCAAAAUCCUCCUACAUUUUUCUUUUCAAUUUUAUUUCCAGACAUAUUAGCAAUUGGGUUGGUACAUGUCUGUCAAUGCGACGACACCUCGAGUGGGCAAAGUUAGGUUGAUAUACGAUUUAUUUUCUUUAGUUACUUUUUGAGAUUGUGUGCAUGUUAGACUCUGUUUGCUUUCUCUCUCUCUGUCUUUAAUCACUUGCUUACAUUUUCCUCUCUUUUAACAGUCAACCUGUAAACUCUCAAUGUUGUAUCAGAAAAAAACUAUGAACUUCAAAUAUUAAUAUAAAUUUAUACACACACACACACACACACACACACACACACACACACAUAUAUAUAUAUAUAUAUAUUUGCCCAUUUAUUUUAUUGACUGUGUGUAUCUUUUGAUUUGGUCGUAUGGAGUAUGUUAUGUGUGACACAGCGACUCAGUGGAUCCCAUUGGAAUGUAAUCAAGUGAUCAUCCAAUCCUAUCUUUGUGGGACAACACAUCAGUGGAUCCCUUUUGUCCUAUGAUUGAGAGAUCAUCAUCCCCAUCCUAUUGACCUCAUUGGCUUCUAGGGGGUCCUGACUUUGACUAGGGUGCAAGUCUGGGUGCAGAAAAUGCAUCUCUGGGAACUUUAUACCACUACAUGAUGUGUGCCACUGAAUCUCCAAUCUCCAAUAGGGAAGGAUCACUGAGAUCUACUGGAUUCAAUGGGAUCCACAGUAGUGUUGUCUCUCCUGCUUGGUUUGUUCCCCUUACUUGUGACUAUGUCCCUUAUUGUUUGUGUCAAGAGUUCAAGAGAUAUGUGAGCUGUGGACAGGGCAUCCAGGGGCCCCUGAGAGACCAGGAUAGGGUUGAGGGACUGUAGAUGUAAGUGUGUGUGUUUGUGCGUAUGUGUGUAGCCAGCGUUAAAUGGAAAAUAAAGGGUGACAAGGGUUAGAUAUUGAUUUUAAAGUAUAUGCUGACAUGAACCAUGAAAAAAGAACAUUAAAAAUUAAAAAGCAACAAAACCAUACAAAAAAUACACGCUUGCUUUAUCCCAUGCUGUUAUUAGGACAGUUGUUCACCUUAUGUAAUGUAAAAAAGGGGUAGAAUAUCAAAGGGGACUUUUGUUUUUGUUGUUUCAUUUGCUCUGAGAUGAUGGCAGCUUUUGAAAUGGGAGUGUUACCUGUUUCAAAAUGUACCCCCUCUUCAAAAACACCCCCAAAAAAGUACUUAUGGAGUUAUACAAAAAAGUGAUUGGUGUAUCUGAUAUCUAUGGUGAUUGUGCCUUUCACUACUCUGCAUGGUUUUUGUGAUGUGCUGACUUUCCAUCCCCGACAUGGGCAGUGCCCCAUGAGCAGUAUAAAGACCUAUGCAAACUAUAAGAGUGGGGUUCCAGCAUCCAUUCAGAAAUGCAGGUACCGGACAAAAAAAAGAAAAAAAAAACAACAAACAAAACAAUAAACUCUCAGGUUGACACCUGAA